Molecule: messenger RNA, 1827 nt
Organism: Nicotiana tabacum (common tobacco)
Lineage: Eukaryota; Viridiplantae; Streptophyta; Magnoliopsida; Solanales; Solanaceae
Source: RefSeq, a predicted model, not a curated record
AUGAAUUUCCAAUGGCUUCUAGUAGUUUGGUUUUGCUUUGGCUCAAGCUAUGGCCAACAGUUCUAUGAUUCCACCUCAUGUUUUUCUAAUAUCACUUCUCCAGGUACAAGAUAUACAUGUACUUCUCCAAAGGAUUCUUGUCAAACGUUCUUGAUUUUUAGAGCUAAUCAAGAUUUCACAACAAUCUCAGAUGUUUCUUACUUAUUUGGGUUUUCUCCUGAUGUACUACUCACCUUAAACAAUGUCACUUCGUCGUCGCAGAUUCUUGAAAUUGGUAGAGAGGUAAUUGUUCCAAUUCAAUGUUCUUGUUUAGGUAAAUUCUUUCAAGCUAAUAUUAGCUACCAUGCACCUACAAACACGAAAUUCGACGACGUUGCUUGUGGAGUUUUUGAAGGUCUAGUUAAAUCCAUAACAAUUUUGGAGGAAAAUAUUUCCAAGAAAACCAAUAUUUCUGAUGUCAAUUAUGAUAUCAAAGCUGGUACAGAGUUGCUUGUGCCUUUGAAAUGUGCAUGUCCUGAUAAAGUUUUUGAUGUUGGAUUAAAGUACCUUGUCACAUACCCUUUUAUUUCAGGAGAUGAUACAGGAAAAGUAAGUGAAAAAUUCAAUAUUUCUGUUGAAGAUAUAUGGGGUGCUAACCAUUUAAGUUUUAAUCCAACUGUUUAUUCAAACACAACAAUUUUAGUUCCCUUAAGAGGAGAACCAUCUAUCAAUUUCAGCAUACAUGAUUCUGAUCCUCCUACUCCUGAUUUUCUACCAACACAAAUGGUAGCAAAAUCAUCCAAAUACCUGAAAUUAAAGAAACUAUAUAUUGCAGUGUCUGUUGUUGGUUUUUUCCUGUUUGCUGCAACUUUAGUUGCUUGUGGUUUAUAUAUAAUGGCCAUAAGGAAAUUCAAGGCAGAGAAAAAUCGUUCUUCGAUACAUAAAAGCUCUGUUACUUCAGGUUCAACACCAAGAAAUUCCCCUCCGACCACUACUAGAAGUUCCACGAAUUCAUGCUUAUCACCUGAUUUACUUGCAGGAAUUAAGUACUCUUUGGGUGAGUACAACAUAGAUGAACUGAAAAAAGCGACGGAUAAUUUUAGUGAAGGAACUAAGAUAAGUGACAAUGUAUACAAGGGUUGUGUUGAUAAUGCUGAAGUAUUGAUCAAGAAAAUAAGAUUUGAGGACACAAAACAAGUAAUUGAUGUACACUCAAGAAUCAAUCAUGUUAAUAUUGUUAAGCUUCGAGGUGUUUGUUAUGGUGAGGAUGACAUUUCAGGAUCUUAUCUUGUGUUUGAAUAUCCAUCAAAUGGCACAUUAAGGGAUUGUUUGUCAAACUCUUUAGCUUCUCUUAGUUGGCACAAAAGAACUCAAAUUGCUUUUGACAUUGCCACAGGGCUACAUUACUUGCACUUUUGCACUAUUCCACCUUAUACACAUAUGAACAUAAAUAGCAAAAAUAUCUUCUUGACUCCGAAUUGGAGGGCAAAGUUGGCUGAAAUUGGAAGUCUCGGCGGCUGGAUUGCCCCCGAACAUCUAGUACAUGGCUCAGUGUCUGAGAAAGUGGACAUUUUUGCGUUUGGGGUAGUAUUACUCGAGCUCAUAUCGGGAAAAGAAGAUGUAGAUGGAAAUUUUUUGAGGGAUUCAAUUACAUUUUUGAGAGGGGGAGCUAAUGAAGGAGGAUGCUUUGAACAAUUGAAAAUUUUCAUUGAUUCAAGCCUUAGGGAAGAUUACCCUUUAGCAGAAGCAUUAUGUUUAGCUGUUUUAGCUAAAGCUUGUAUUGAAGAUGAUCCUUUUCAUAGGCCAUCUAUGGAUGACAUAAUUAAAGUUCUUGCUAGAAUGGUAUGA